AUGAGCAGUUUUCUUCAAAAAGUAAUCAAAAAUAUGAAGGCGGUUUCUGCAGGCACUAAUAUGAUGGGCAAGAAGGAGGACUCAGUUUACAUCAGCUGGACCAAGGAACAACUAAUACGAAGAAUCACCGAGCUGGAAAAUGCAAAUAAACAACAUCGUAAUGAGCUCCAACAUAUUGAUGAUAACAAGAAGCGCAAACUUCCACAAGAAGGGAUCAUCAAAACCAAGACCAAAAAGACUCAAAAAAAGUUUGAUUUUACCAAGCAUAAUACUAGGUUUGUUGCCUUAAGAUUUGCGUACUUAGGGUGGAAUUACAAUGGGCUAGCUUUCCAAAAAGAAUACACACCUUUACCCACGAUAGAGGGUGCCAUUCUAGAUGCCAUGAAUAAGUGUAGACUUAUUCCAUCUAUGGUUCUACAAGAUUUUCAAUUUAGUAGAUGUGGUAGAACAGAUAAAGGUGUGAGUGCAAUGAAUCAGGUUAUCUCUUUAAAGGUUCGCUCUAACUUGACAGAUGAUGAACAACUAGAUCCGGCCAACGAUAACAAGGAGAUUCCUUAUGUUCAAAUUUUAAAUCAGUUGUUACCUGACGACAUCCGUAUAUCAGCUGUCUGCCUCAGACCUCCUCCUGGUUUCGAUGCAAGAUUCAGUUGCACUAGACGACACUAUAAAUAUGUUUUUAAUGGAAGGCAUCUUGACAUUACUAAAAUGUCUAAAGCAGCAUCAUAUUUCCUUGGAGAGAAUGACUUUAGGAACUUCUGUAAACUAGAUGGCUCAAAACAGCUUACCAAAUUCAAACGUACUAUAGUGAGUGCAGAGAUUCUUCCCGUUUCUGAUACCUUCUACUGUUUUGAUCUAGUUGGUUCAGCAUUCCUGUGGCACCAAGUUCGUUGUAUGAUGGCGAUUCUCUUCCUAGUCGGUCAAACGCAUGAAGAACCAGAAAUCGUCUUGCGCCUGCUUGAUAUUGAGAAAACACCCCAAAAGCCCGUUUACGAUAUGGCGGAUGAAAUCCCAUUAUUGUUAUACGAUUGCACCUUUCCUCCAAUGGAGUGGCAAGAGCCUCCAACCGAUGAUCAUAAAGCGAUUAAGUUUACGACGGCGGCUGAGGCGUUAACAUUACACUAUGGGUUGAAGGCCACUGUUUCCAACAUUUUUAGAGAUAUUUUGCCUACAGCAGAUGCUAAUAUCUUCACGAAAAAAGUCAUUAACUUAGGUGAUGGAAAAGGCAGAAUCAUCGGCAAAUAUGUAAAAUUGAAAGAUAGAGACGUAAUGAAGUCAGUUGAAGAUGUUAAUGCCAAGUAUCACAAAAAAAAGGAUAGAAAGGCUAAAUAA
This is a messenger RNA of Saccharomyces eubayanus, 1329 nucleotides long. It is a transcript of the gene DEG1, whose product is annotated as pseudouridine synthase DEG1. Bases 1 to 1329 code for a protein of 442 amino acids. Gene Ontology annotation, biological process: tRNA pseudouridine synthesis; mRNA pseudouridine synthesis. Gene Ontology annotation, cellular component: cytoplasm; nucleus. The record is from RefSeq and is a predicted model, not a curated record. Gene Ontology annotation, molecular function: pseudouridine synthase activity; RNA binding. NCBI's taxonomy places the organism in Eukaryota, Fungi, Ascomycota, Saccharomycetes, Saccharomycetales, Saccharomycetaceae. The transcript has a single exon.